GGAAUCUUCGCUACGUGCCUUGUUUGUCCCAAACCCUCCGUCUCUGCCAAGUAACGAAGAGGCGGAGACUUGGUGGGACGCGUUAUCGAUAUCACCUAUACAAUUUAUUAUUCUCCUUCUUUCAGUAUUCCUUUUUGUGCUUUUGCAGAACUCGACGGGAGAUGUUUCUGCGACGGCUGCCGUGUGGUCUGGCGACGGCCAUUCACGCCCACGUCCCCGUCAGCACACACUCCAGCAUCGUCAGAGCAGCGUCCUUCUCGUUGUGGACGCCGCGCCGCUGCGGUGCCACCGCGCCCGCCCCUCCCACCAGCAGCAGCAGCGGAAAGGGGAACUACUUCGCCUUCUUUUCCCUUGAGAAGCACCCAGAGGUUGACGUGGCUGCCCUGCAGAAACUGUAUCACGAUCUGCAGCGUCGCGUGCAUCCUGAUCAGCAGCAGGUCCAGCAACGAGAACAACAGGAGCAGCAGCGGCAGCAGCAGCAGCAACAGGCGAAGUCGCCCGCGCCGUGUGUGCCGGAUGCCAACGCGCUGCAGAGCAGCGUCGACGUCUCGACAUACGCGAACGCCGCAUACGAAGCGCUGCGCAGCCCGUACAGCCGCUGCCGCUACCUCUCUCGCUUGGUGAAGGCACAGGAGGUAAAAGGUGCUGUGUUGUUGACUCCCGCCGAGGAGGAGGAGUUGAUGAUCGAGGAUGACCGCCGCACGAUGCAGGCGCGCGAGACGUGCCCGGACGCGCCGAUGGACGAGGACUUUCUGAUGGAGAUGCUGACGAUGAGUGAGCUCAUCUUCGGCGGCGACGCCAAGGAGGAGGCGGUGCGGCGACAGUGGGCGGUGCUGCGGGCUGACCUGGAGGAUCGCGCGGUGGGUUACUUCAAGGACGCCGUAAAGCACUGGAGCGCGGGCGAUAUGGCGCAGUUCCACCACACCGUGCAGGAGUGGACGUACGUGAACAACGCGCUGAACAACGUAAAGGAGCGGCUGCUGCAGUGUGCGUGA
Molecule: messenger RNA, 995 nt
Organism: Leptomonas pyrrhocoris
Lineage: Eukaryota; Euglenozoa; Kinetoplastea; Trypanosomatida; Trypanosomatidae
Product: putative mitochondrial chaperone protein DNAj
Exons: 1
Coding region: 162-995 (277 amino acids)
Biological process (GO): [2Fe-2S] cluster assembly
Cellular component (GO): mitochondrion
Molecular function (GO): ATPase activator activity; protein-folding chaperone binding
Source: RefSeq, a predicted model, not a curated record